AUGACAGCAGGACUUCUGACGAUUCUUCUCCUGGUCCUCACAGCUACGGAAGGUCGCCCCAUCGACAGAGACUCGACAGAGCCGGAGAUUUCCCUGCUGCAGGAGCGAGUGGCUGCCGUGGCGGUCGACAACAAGGUCAUCCUGACACAGACCUCCUGCGGCUACCUGGAGUUUGCCGUCAACUGGAUCACCCACGUGGAGGCCCUGGGCCUCACCAACUGGCUGACUAUCGCAGAGGACGAGACUGCCCUCAAGUUCCUUGAGGAGCGCUACCCAGGCCACGCCCUGCCAGCCUCGGCCUUCACAAACGAGGCCCUCUCCAGUGGCAACGCCCUCUACGAAUGGGGCUCUGCUGCCUUCACCAAGGUCGCCUGCGCGCGCCCCUCCUACCUGCAGAUGGUACUGGACUUGGGCUACGAGGUGCUCUGGUCUGACAUGGACGCUGUGUGGCUCAAGAACUUCUUUGCACUCGCACCCCAGGGCCUCGACUAUGUCGGCGUGGAUGACUCUGAGACCGAGAACGAGCAGGAGACGGAGAACGCAUGCACGGGGCUGAUGUACUUCCGUCCGACGGCGCGUGCGCAGCAGCUGCUGGCGGACUGGCACGACAUGUGCAUCGAGCUGAACAACAACAACCAGGGCGCCUUCAACCGCGUCUUCUCCGGCUCCGGCUUGCACCGCACCAUAGACUACUUCAUCAUGCCCAAGCAGCUCUACCCCCACGGCGCUCUCAUCGAGCUGGUGGACUACAAACGCAGCGAGGCGGCUGCGAGCGCGAGCGGGAUGGACCCGGCCUGGGUGCACGCCAACUACCGAGUCGGCCACAGCGCCAAGCGCGAGUUCCUGCGCGACCGCCUCGUCUGGAAGGCGGACCAAGCUUCCGCCAGCUUCCCCACCUGCCCCACAGCCGCCGACGGCAUCAUGCCCAUCCCCGUCGAGGAGCCGCAGCCGCAGCAGCCGGAGGCAGAGACCCCCCAGCUUUAG
Messenger RNA from Coccomyxa subellipsoidea C-169, 984 nucleotides. RefSeq lists its product as hypothetical. The transcript has 5 exons. Gene Ontology annotation, cellular component: Golgi apparatus. Bases 1 to 984 code for a protein of 327 amino acids. The record is from RefSeq and is a predicted model, not a curated record. Gene Ontology annotation, molecular function: glycosyltransferase activity. Lineage: Eukaryota; Viridiplantae; Chlorophyta; Trebouxiophyceae; Coccomyxaceae.